AUGAGAAGACAGGCCUUAUUUGAGGCCCCGCUGCUGUCCGUGUCUAACGGCUCUCAGGGUUGUCAACCACCCAGUGAGCCGGAGAACGGAGGAUAUAACUGCCACCCCUCGCCGUGCCACAGACUGACCCAGGGUACUGUUAUUGAGUAUUUCUGUGAUGAGGGUUACAUUUUGAAAGGAGGAUAUCAAUUCCGAACCUGUGACAAUGGAGAGUGGAAGUCGCCCAUGCAGAUCAGCUGUCACCCUGUGCAAGGGGAGGAGCAGCAGUCCCAGCUGCCCAUGCCGGCUCUGUCUAUUGUAGCUUCCACUGCCAGCUCUGUGGCCCUCAUCCUGCUGCUGGUGGUGCUGUUUGUUUUGCUUCAGCCCAAACUCAAGUCCUUCCACCACAGCCGCAGCCGGGAGCAGGGUGUGUCAGGACAGCCUACCUCCAUCAUGGUGGAGGGCAUUCAGGUCUCGCUGCCCUCCUACGAAGAGGCAGUGUAUGGCGCAGGCGGCAGUUCUGUGCCCCCUCCUGAGUCUCGGGUUCAGAUCGUGCUUUCGGAGGGCCCUCAGGCCGAGGGUUUGAACGAAGCUCAGGCGAGUUACAGUUUUCCCUCCACCUCGACGGCUGCGUCCUUGUGUCACGCAGAGACUGUAUUGGUUCACCAGGUGCCCUCUUCCUCCUCUCCAUCCUCCUCAUCCUCUCCCUCUUGGGCUGCUGAGCAGCCUGGUGCCGCUGCGCCUCUCCACCGCAGGCAGAGCAGCGAGAGCAGCGAUCAGCAUAGCUUGCUUUCAGUCACCUCUGCUGAAGACUAUGGCGAUGAUAUUCCAUUGCUUAAGGAAGCCUGAGUCUGUGUGCAGUCACCCCUCUCUGUCAUCGCUGGCCAGGACUGUAACCCCUAAAGCUUCUCACCAAACACGUACCCCACAGCCACCUGUCAGAACGCAGCAGUAAAUAAGAUCCGACAGCUGUCCCUCUGCCAACAAAUCGCCCGCCCCUGGGGUCUACAAGCUGCGUGGCCCCCGAGGAGUCUAGCGGCUCUCUUCACAGGAAGAACCUUUAACCGGAUGACCCCUCAAAGGGAUGCGCAAAUGCUCGAGUUUUAACACGUCGCACCUUUUCUUGCAGAUGCGCUAAUAAUCAGUUGCACUCACAGGCUUACCUCGUCACGGCGAGGAUUCACUAAUUACAAAUGAAUGCAUUCAGAUUACGCUGUGGACCUCUGCUCCGUCAAUUACUGUGACCUCUUGCGAAGGGGAGAGUUCAGUGAGAAUUUGCUAAGCCAGGCAUUUUCUCUUUGAUGCUGCAUGUUCUGUGCAAUUUCGUUUUUCUGUUUCGUUCUACGCGCGUACACACAGGAGCACGGCACGAUCAAAGCAUGAUGCAUAGCACCAUCUCCACCAUCUCCUUGUGCGAGACGCAGGGUUGAACUGAUUUACACUGUACUGUAUUCAAAUACAUGCUUGCCUUUUUAUUUGUCAAGAAGUACCUGUGCUGUGCUCUGCGUGUGUGUAUGUGUGUUUCUGAUGCCUGUGCGACUGUGGCUGUUGUGAUUCGAAGAGGGCUGAAGUAUCAUCUAGGCUUCUUUUCCCCAAAA
Sinocyclocheilus anshuiensis is the source of this 1577-nucleotide messenger RNA. Its product is annotated as sushi domain-containing protein 6-like. The transcript is spliced from 6 exons. The record is from RefSeq and is a predicted model, not a curated record. Bases 1 to 828 code for a protein of 275 amino acids. Gene Ontology annotation, biological process: DNA damage response. NCBI's taxonomy places the organism in Eukaryota, Metazoa, Chordata, Actinopteri, Cypriniformes, Cyprinidae.